AGAUUUGGACCAAGCCAGCAUGGAAGCAGUGGUCUCUCUCCUUGCUGGGCUUCCACUACAGCCUGAAGAGGGAGAUGGUGUUGAGUUGAUGGAAGCGAAAUCUCAGUUAUUUCUUAAAUAUUUCACACUGUUUAUGAACCUUCUCAAUGACUGUAGUGAAGUUGAAGAUGAAAGUGCACAAACAGGUGGCAGGAAGCGUGGGAUGUCUCGAAGGCUGGCUUCGCUACGGCACUGCACUGUUCUUGCUAUGUCCAAUUUACUCAAUGCAAAUGUGGACAGCGGUCUUAUGCACUCAAUAGGCUUGGGCUAUCAUAAAGACCUCCAAACAAGAGCUACGUUUAUGGAAGUCCUCACCAAAAUUCUGCAGCAGGGAACAGAAUUUGAUACGUUAGCAGAAACAGUGCUAGCAGAUCGGUUUGAGAGAUUGGUGGAGUUGGUUACAAUGAUGGGUGAUCAGGGGGAGCUUCCUAUUGCUAUGGCUUUAGCCAAUGUGGUGCCUUGUUCUCAGUGGGAUGAGCUAGCUCGUGUCCUGGUCACACUCUUUGAUUCCCGGCACUUGCUCUACCAGCUACUCUGGAAUAUGUUUUCAAAGGAAGUUGAACUGGCAGAUUCCAUGCAGACACUCUUCCGAGGAAACAGCUUAGCCAGUAAAAUAAUGACUUUCUGUUUUAAGGUAUAUGGUGCUACCUAUUUACAGAAGCUUUUGGAGCCUUUAUUAAGGACUGUGAUCACAUCUUCUGAAUGGCAGCACGUUAGCUUUGAGGUGGAUCCAACAAGGCUGGAGCCUACAGAAAGCCUUGAAGAGAACCAGCGGAGUCUCUUGCAAAUGACAGAAAAAUUUUUUCAUGCAAUCAUUAAUUCUUCUUCGGAGUUCCCACCACAACUUCGCAGUGUGUGCCAUUGUUUAUACCAGGCAACUUGCCACUCUCUACUGAAUAAAGCUACCGUAAAAGAAAAAAAGGAAAACAAAAAAUCAGUGGUUAGCCAGCGAUUUCCUCAGAACAGCAUCGGAGCAGUUGGAAGUGCCAUGUUCCUUCGGUUCAUCAAUCCUGCCAUCGUCUCCCCUUACGAGGCGGGGAUCUUAGAUAAAAAACCUCCACCAAGAAUUGAAAGGGGAUUGAAACUGAUGUCAAAGAUACUCCAGAGUAUUGCCAACCAUGUCCUGUUUACAAAAGAAGAACAUAUGCGGCCUUUCAAUGAUUUUGUAAAGAGCAAUUUCGAUGCAGCACGGAGGUUUUUCCUUGAUAUUGCAUCUGAUUGCCCAGCUAGUGACACUGUCAAUCACAGCCUGUCUUUCAUCAGUGAUGGCAAUGUCCUCGCUUUGCACCGCUUGCUGUGGAACAAUCAGGAGAAAAUUGGCCAGUACCUUUCCAGCAACAGGGACCACAAGGCUGUUGGAAGACGACCUUUUGACAAGAUGGCUACUCUUCUUGCCUACCUGGGUCCUCCUGAGCACAAACCCGUGGCAGAUACCCAUUGGUCCAGUUUAAAUCUCACGAGUUCCAAGUUUGAAGAAUUUAUGACAAGGCAUCAGGUACAUGAAAAAGAGGAGUUCAAGGCACUGAAAACUUUAAAUAUUUUCUACCAAGCUGGGACAUCAAAAGCUGGCAAUCCUGUUUUCUACUACAUUGCUCGGCGAUUCAAGACUGGUCAGAUCAAUGGAGAUUUACUGAUAUACCACGUCCUGCUCACUCUGAAGCCAUACUAUGCAAAGCCAUAUGAAAUUGUAGUGGACCUCACACACGCCGGCCCCAGUAAUCGCUUUAAAACAGACUUUCUUUCUAAAUGGUUUGUAGUUUUUCCAGGCUUUGCUUAUGAAAACGUCUCAGCAGUUUUUAUUUAUAACUGUAACUCUUGGGUCAGAGAAUACACCAAAUACCACGAAAGGCUCUUGACAGGUUUGAAAGGAAGCAAAAGGCUUAUUUUCAUAGACUGUCCAGGGAAACUGGCAGAGCACAUUGAACACGACCAGCAGAAACUCCCAGCAGCUACCUUGGCUUUGGAGGAGGACUUGAAAGUGUUCCACAAUGCUCUCAAACUGGCUCAUAAAGACACCAAAGUUUCUAUUAAAGUUGGGUCGACAGCUGUGCAGGUGACAUCAGCAGAACGAACAAGAGUCCUGGGACAAACAGUGUUUUUAAAUGAUAUUUACUAUGCCUCUGAAAUUGAGGAAAUCUGUCUUGUUGAUGAGAACCAGUUUACCUUAACCAUUGCCAACCAAGGCACACCACUCACCUUCAUGCACCAGGAGUGUGAAGCCAUCGUUAGGUCCAUCAUUCACAUACGGACACGGUGGGAGCUGUCGCAGCCAGACUCCAUCCCACAGCACACUAAAAUCCGUCCCAAGGAUGUGCCUGGAACGCUACUGAACAUCGCGCUGCUCAACCUGGGAAGCUCAGACCCCAGUUUGCGGUCUGCUGCCUAUAAUCUUCUAUGUGCCUUAACCUGUACCUUUAAUUUAAAGAUUGAGGGCCAGUUACUGGAAACUUCAGGUCUGUGUAUUCCUGCCAACAACACUCUGUUUAUUGUAUCUAUUAGUAAGACUCUUGCAGCUAAUGAACCUCACCUUACCUUAGAGUUCUUGGAGGAGUGUAUCUCUGGAUUUAGCAAAUCUAGUAUUGAGCUGAAACAUCUCUGUCUGGAGUACAUGACUCCCUGGCUGUCCAAUCUGGUCCGAUUCUGUAAACACAAUGAUGAUGCCAAGCGCCAGCGAGUCACUGCCAUUCUCGAUAAGCUGAUAACGAUGACAAUAAAUGAAAAACAGAUGUAUCCUUCUAUUCAGGCUAAGAUCUGGGGAAGUCUUGGACAGAUAACAGAUCUCCUUGAUGUAGUGCUGGACAGCUUCAUCAAAACGAGUGCCACGGGGGGCUUGGGAUCCAUAAAAGCUGAGGUUAUGGCAGACACAGCUGUAGCACUUGCUUCUGGAAAUGUAAAAUUGGUUUCAAGUAAAGUGAUUGGAAGGAUGUGUAAAAUAAUCGACAAGACCUGUCUGUCUCCAACUCCUACCCUGGAACAGCAUCUGAUGUGGGACGACAUCGCUAUUCUGGCACGUUACAUGCUGAUGCUCUCCUUCAACAACUCUCUGGACGUGGCAGCACAUCUCCCCUACCUCUUCCACGUGGUUACUUUGUUGGUGGCCACUGGUCCCCUUUCUCUCAGAGCUUCCACCCAUGGUCUCGUCAUCAACAUCAUUCAUUCUCUUUGCACCUGUUCGCAGCUUCACUUUAGUGAGGAGACCAAGCAAGUUUUAAGGCUGAGCUUGACUGAGUUCUCUCUGCCCAAAUUUUAUUUGCUGUUUGGGAUCAGCAAAGUGAAAUCGGCCGCAGUGAUAGCGUUCCGAUCCAGCUAUCGAGACAGAUCGUUUUCACCUGGCUCCUAUGAACGGGAGACUUUCGCACUGACUUCAUUGGAAACUGUUACUGAGGCUUUGUUGGAGAUCAUGGAGGCUUGUAUGAGGGAUAUUCCAACGUGCAAGUGGCUGGACCAGUGGACUGAACUAGCUCAGAAGUUUGCAUUCCAAUAUAACCCAUCCCUGCAGCCCAGAGCACUUGUUGUCUUUGGCUGUAUAAGUAAACGUGUCUCUCAUGGACAAAUAAAACAAAUAAUCCGAAUUCUUAGCAAGGGACUUGAGAGCUGUUUAAAAGGCCCCGAUAAUUACAACAGCCAAGUUCUAAUAGAAGCUACAGUUAUCGCACUCACCAAGCUGCAGCCUCUUCUUAAUAAGGACUCUCCUAUGCACAAGGCCCUUUUCUGGGUAGCCAUGGCAGUGCUGCAGCUGGAUGAAGUGAACUUGUACUCAGCAGGUACAGCUCUGCUAGAGCAGAACCUGCACACCUUGGACAGCCUUCGGGUGUUCAAUGACAAGAGCCCAGAAGAAGUGUUUAUGGAGAUCAGGAGGCCAUUGGAAUGGCACUGCAAGCAGAUGGACCAUUUUGUUGGGCUAAAUUUCAACUCCAACUUUAACUUUGCACUAGUGGGACACCUCCUGAAAGGGUACAGGCAUCCUUCUCCUACCACUGUAGCAAGAACAGUAAGGAUUUUACAUACACUACUAACUCUGGUUAACAAACACAGGAACUGUGACAAGUUUGAGGUGAACACCCAGAGCGUGGCUUACCUAGCAGCAUUGCUGACAGUAUCUGAGGAAGUUCGAAGUCGCUGCAGCCUAAAACACAGGAAGUCUCUCUUGUUGACAGACGUUUCGAUGGAAAAUGUUCCUAUGGAUACAUAUCCCAUACAUCACAGUGACACUAGCUAUAGGACACUAAAGGAAAAUCAACCAUGGUCAUCACCUAAGGGGUCAGACAGACAUCUGGCUGCCAGUUACCCGACAGUGGGACAGAUAAGCCCUCGAACACGAAAAUCCAUGAGUUUGGAUAUGGGGCAGCCUUCACAAGCGAACACUAAAAAGCUUCUAGGUACAAGGAAAAGUUUUGACCAUUUGAUAUCGGACACAAAGGCUCCUAAAAGGCAAGACAUGGAAUCUGGAAUCACAACGCCUCCCAAAAUGAGGAGAGUAGCCGAAAAUGAUUAUGACAUGGAAACCCAGAGAAUAUCACCACAGCAACACCCACAUCUCCGAAAAGUUUCCGUUUCUGAGUCAAAUGUCCUCCUAGAUGAAGAAGUUCUGACUGACCCAAAAAUUCAAGCACUGCUGCUUACAGUUCUUGCAACGUUAGUGAAGUACACUACUGACGAGUUUGACCAGCGGAUUCUGUAUGAGUAUUUAGCAGAAGCCAGUGUUGUCUUCCCAAAGGUCUUUCCUGUUGUGCAUAAUUUAUUGGAUUCCAAGAUCAAUACCCUUUUAUCGCUGUGCCAGGAUCCAAAUUUGUUGAAUCCAAUUCAUGGGAUUGUUCAGAGUGUUGUCUACCAUGAAGAGUCUCCACCCCAAUACCAAACUUCUUAUUUGCAGAGUUUUGGCUUUAAUGGGCUCUGGAGGUUUGCUGGCCCAUUUUCUAAGCAAACACAAAUCCCAGACUACGCUGAGCUCAUCGUGAAGUUUCUUGAUGCCUUGAUUGACACGUAUUUGCCUGGAAUUGAUGAGGAAACCAGUGAAGAAUCUCUCCUGACACCCACAUCUCCAUAUCCUCCUGCCGUGCAGAGCCAGCUCAGCAUCACUGCUAACCUCAACCUUUCCAAUUCCAUGACCUCGCUCGCGACUUCCCAGCACUCCCCAGCUUCUCUGCCUUGCUCUAAAUCUGCAGUUUUCAUGCAGCUUCCUCAUCAAGGGAUCGACAAGGAGAACGUGGAGCUCUCUCCCACCGCCGGACACUCCAACAGCGGGAGGAUGCGCCACGGCUCCGCCAGCCAAGUGCAAAAGCAGCGAAGUGCCGGCAGUUUCAAACGUCACAGCAUCAAAAAGAUUGUGUGA
This is a messenger RNA of Antrostomus carolinensis (chuck-will's-widow), 5371 nucleotides long. RefSeq names its product neurofibromin 1 (gene NF1). The annotation marks the transcript as partial. NCBI's taxonomy places the organism in Eukaryota, Metazoa, Chordata, Aves, Caprimulgiformes, Caprimulgidae. The transcript is spliced from 35 exons. The record is from RefSeq and is a predicted model, not a curated record. Gene Ontology annotation, biological process: regulation of GTPase activity.